Coregonus clupeaformis (lake whitefish) is the source of this 984-nucleotide messenger RNA. It is a transcript of the gene mdp1, whose product is annotated as magnesium dependent phosphatase 1. Gene Ontology annotation, molecular function: acid phosphatase activity. The record is from RefSeq and is a predicted model, not a curated record. NCBI's taxonomy places the organism in Eukaryota, Metazoa, Chordata, Actinopteri, Salmoniformes, Salmonidae. Bases 269 to 754 code for a protein of 161 amino acids. The transcript is spliced from 6 exons.
UCAUCAGUUAUUCUGCGCUCUGGCACAUACGAUUCCAAUGUAGUUUCCCAUCUCCUCAAAUGUAUCUCAGAUAUAGCUACCAAUGACUGUGAUAUUGUUAUUUUACUUCCGCAACUAGAUCUUCUGCGCACAUGACCACAACAACCACCGGAAGUUGCCAGUGUUUGAUAGCUAGCUAGCUAGCUAGCUAGUCAGACAUUUGAGGAGUAUUAUGGGCAGUUAGCUACUAGAUAAUUGAAACGUUUACUGCUUAACUCAGGAAAUAGCUAUGUCUAAACCAAAGUUUGUUGUGUUUGACCUUGAUUAUACUCUUUGGCCCUUCUGGGUAGAUACCCAUGUGGACCCACCAUUUCACAAAAACAAAGCGGGAGUGGUGUUGGAUGCAAGGGGGGAGAAAAUCAAACUGUACCCGGACACAGUGGACAUACUGACUUCUCUACAUGGCCAAGGGAUCCAGAUUGGAGUGGCAUCCCGCACAGGGGAGGUGGAUGGAGCCAAUCAGCUGUUGUCCCUCUUCAAUCUCAACCAAUUCAUAUCCUUCAAGGAAAUAUACCCGGGGUCAAAGGUCCCUCACUUCAAAAAGCUCCAGGAAAACAGUGGAUUCAAGUUCAGUGAGAUGAUGUUCUUUGAUGACGAACACAGGAACAUCACAGACGUCAGUCAACUAGGUGUGCACUGUGUUCUGGUCCCUAAAGGAGUGACUAUGAAAUUAGUCAAUGAAGCGCUUCUGCAGUUCUCCCAGGGUGCAAAAUAAGGACUUGAGGACAGUUGAUGCAAUAUGUAUACUUCACCUCUUGGGGCAGUGUUGUACUGCCACAAACCUGAUUUAUACAGAAUUUUUAAACUCCAGGCUUUGAUUUCAAACCUCAUUACCUAACUUCAUUCAAUGUUACUGUAACAUUCUCUGUCUUGAAUUUGACCAAUUCUAUUAUACUUAUUAUUACUGUUAUUACAGAGAAUAUAUAAAACAUAUUUUUUAAUGAA